AUGGCAUGUGACUUCUAUGAUCCUACCUUUACUUCUAAAAAUGGAACAGCAAAAGAAGAUCGAGUUGUGCACUAUGACUAUGCUUCAUUGGGAUGUCCAUUGGUAGCAUAUUAUGCAUCCUUUUGGACGCCAGACCUUGAGCUGUGGUAUUCUGGUAAAUUCGUGGAGGAGGUUGAAGUGGAAUAUGUAUUGUUUGAAGUGAAUGGGAUAAACGAUUACAGCUAUGAACUCCGUGUACAUGACAUUGAUUGCAUCUCCGAAGUACAAAACUGGACAUUCAUGUUAGGCCAACAGUCCAAACCAAAUCCUCACACUGCUUGGAAUGCAAAGAAUUUCCAUAGCUGUUUGAAAUCUGGUCCACCACUAACUGCAAAUGUUUACGAUGAAUACGAAAUUAUGGGUGGUGGGAUCAGUAACCGAAUCCUCUUUGCAAGACGCAAUGGCAUUUAUAUUUUCAAAGCAAUUGUGGUAAACAACCAAUACAGCUUCUGUGAACUUUCCACUACGUUCAGCGUGUAUGUAUAUGGAGCUCACCCUGACCCUUUAUAUUCUUCAGAAAUGUUGCUUGGAGUUUUUAUUUCGGAUUGCAGUAUGAAGGUUUUUGCCAUGUCUUUGGAUUCCUCAGUUCCUUUAGUUUCACACGAGUGCAGUUUGCCAAUGCAAGUCAGUGGGGAAGCACUGAGCUUUCGGAAGAGAACCAACAGUGAGGAGAUUGAAGAGCUCCAAUGCAAUGGUAACCAACGGAAUUCUUAUGACCCAAGUGAUACCAAUGAUGAUUGCAUAGAAUCUAAUAAAUGGAUUCCCCCUGACUCUGACAAGAUUCAACAAAUAAUAUCACAGGUUGAAUUUUACCUGUCUGAUGAAAAUUUGGCAUCCGAUUGUUUUCUGCUAAAGCACAUGAAGAGAAAUAAAUUGGGCUACAUCAGCAUCAAACUUCUCACCUCCUUCAAAAAGAUUAAGAUCUUAACAAAGGAUUGGAAGGUAACAGCUUAUGCUCUUAAUUAUUCCAAUUUGCUGGAAAUAAAUCAAGAAGGGACAAAAGUUCGGCGAAGAAACCCUGUUCCGGAAUCCCUCCUGAAGCUACCAUCAAGUAAACGUAUAUUGGCGUGGAACUUUCGCAAGGAUUCUCCAGAGGAUGGUGGUGAAAAACAUGCUCAAAUAAAUGACAUGGAGAUGGCAAUGAAAACUUUUUCUAUUUAUGGCUCUAUCAGUUCAAUCCGCCUCUUGCAGCCAGGUAAGGAAAUUCCUACGGAAUUGAAAAAAUGUACAUUGAAAUAUCCAGAGGUUGGGACCAAAGUUUGUGUUUUGAUUGAAUAUGAGAAUCAUGAAGGAGCCAGAAAGGCGUACGAAGAACUUGGCCAAAGGCACAACUAUAACUGUGAGAGUAUAAAGGUUGUCGUACUGACAGGGAAAGGUGCCAAAAAAAUCAGUGAUCUAGACGCAAAAGAAUUGGAGGAUUUAAAAUCAAAUUAUAAAAAGCCUUCAAGACGACCAACAAAAAGAGAGCAAUUUCAAUCUGCAAUGGAAGAGUCUUUGUACAGUUCUUCAGAAUCUGAUGGUGCCACACCACCUGUCUUUGUCCAAAGGUAUCUGCAGCACCAAAUCUGUGAUGUCCAUGACGGCAAUAGUCAAAAGCUGAAUCCAUGCAUGGCCUCAAGGUCUCAUUCAUGGAGUGACCAUUACAGCCCAUCUAUUCCUCAUAGGGGGUUAGUUUAUCAUAAUCCAUCACCCCUAACAGAUUUUGGACAAGGGCUUUGGCCAAAUUCAUGUACAAAUCCAGAGCUAACCAAAAAAUUCCAUGACUGCUCAUCUGAUAGUGGGAAUUGUUCAGGAAGUCCCUGGGUGCAACGACGCAGGCUAGCUGCUUGUAAAUCUGUCUCUUUAGAGGUCAGCCAGGCCACGUGUAGGCAGUCAGGAAGGAAGUCUCAUUGUGCUACAGGCCUUCCGCCUGGAUUGAUCCGUCUUCCCUUUGGCCCAGAUGGUACAAAGGGCUUUCAUAAUAGCAUUGGAAGAGGGAGAAUAGUUCUAAGACACUGA
Messenger RNA from Amblyraja radiata (thorny skate), 2037 nucleotides. It is a transcript of the gene larp6b, whose product is annotated as La ribonucleoprotein 6, translational regulator b. The transcript has 9 exons. Gene Ontology annotation, cellular component: ribonucleoprotein complex; sperm principal piece; nucleus. Gene Ontology annotation, molecular function: RNA binding. Lineage: Eukaryota; Metazoa; Chordata; Chondrichthyes; Rajiformes; Rajidae. The coding region runs from base 1 to 2037 and encodes 678 amino acids. The record is from RefSeq and is a predicted model, not a curated record. Gene Ontology annotation, biological process: sperm capacitation; RNA processing; flagellated sperm motility.